Molecule: messenger RNA, 3657 nt
Organism: Cervus elaphus (red deer)
Lineage: Eukaryota; Metazoa; Chordata; Mammalia; Artiodactyla; Cervidae
Gene: SYPL2
Product: synaptophysin like 2
Exons: 6
Coding region: 273-1067 (264 amino acids)
Cellular component (GO): synaptic vesicle; synaptic vesicle membrane
Source: RefSeq, a predicted model, not a curated record
UGCCGAGUUGGUUCGCGAGUUUGACAGAAGUUUGAAUUGGACUCGGGGGCUUUCUGCAGCCGGCCGGGCAGAGCGGCGGCCGCGGCCUCGGAGAGCGCGAGCAGCAGCGCCCCCCGCGACCCACCCAGCCAGCCUGGAUCCCGGGCGGCCGACGGCCGCUCCAGCUUCGGUACCGCCCGCUUCGCGCGCCGCGGGUCAGCAGCCCUCAGCCCCACCACAGUCCCCGCAGCCCCCACAGCCCCCGCGCCGCGCCCCGGUCCCGCUGCGCCAGCAUGUCCUCGACGGAGAGCUCCAGCCGCACCGCGGACAAGUCGCCGCGCGAGCAGGUGGACCGCCUGCUCGUGGGGCUGCGCUGGCGGCGGCUGGAGGAGCCGCUGGGCUUCAUCAAAGUUCUCCAGUGGCUCUUUGCUAUUUUCGCCUUCGGGUCCUGCGGCUCCUACAGCGGGGAGACAGGAGCAACGGUUCGCUGCAACAACGAAGCCAAGGACGUGAGUGCCAUCAUUGUUGCAUUCGGCUAUCCCUUCAGGUUGAACCGGGUCCAGUAUGAGAUGCCCCUCUGUGAUGACGAAUCCACCUCCAAGACCAUGCACCUCAUGGGAGAUUUCUCUGCCCCCGCUGAGUUCUUCGUGACCCUGGGCAUCUUUUCCUUCUUCUACACCAUAGCUGCACUCGUCAUCUACCUGCGUUUCCACAAACUCUAUACGGAAAAUAGGCGCUUCCCACUGGUGGACUUCUGUGUGACUGUCUCCUUCACCUUUUUCUGGCUGGUAGCUGCAGCUGCCUGGGGCAAGGGCCUGACUGAUGUCAAGGGGGCCACACGGCCAUCCAGCCUGACCGCCGCCAUGUCUGUGUGCCAUGGAGAGGAAGCAGUGUGCAGUGCCGGGGCCACACCCUCCAUGGGACUGGCCAACAUCUCUGUGCUCUUCGGCUUUAUCAACUUCUUCCUGUGGGCCGGGAACUGUUGGUUUGUGUUCAAGGAGACUCCGUGGCAUGGGCAGGGCCAGGACCAGGGUCAGGGCGCCAGCCCGGAGAGCGCAGCUGAGCAGGGAGCGGUGGAGAAGCAGUAAGCAGCCCCCAGCUACUCCCGAACAGGACAGCACCUCUUCAAGCACCUCCGGCUUCCAGGACCUCCCUCUUCCUUCUCCUCCAACUUCCCUCCCCCAUCAUUCUGGGCUUUGAGACGUCUUCACUGAUGGGCAGGCACCAGCUGUCGGAAACCUGGGCAGCCCUCCCAGUGCCUUCCUAUCCCUCCUCUUCCUGGAGUCCCAGAUGGCAGGAGCUCAGUGCUUCUUGUCUACUGCCUGGACCCAGGCAUCUUCCUUGGGGUCUUAUACGUACCCUCACAGCCUCUGAGAACCAGCCUCUGCUGCAGGCAAGGGUUGGGGUCAGGAGACCUGAGACUGGUUCCUUGCUGCCACUUCUAUCAAUCUGUCCAGCUUCAAUAAAAGUGGGGGGAGGGGAAAUUGGCUGGCAGCCUUCUCCCUGCUCCCUUGCAUGGAGGGCCCACCAGUGGUUUAGUGACCUCUCUUCAGUGGCUGUCAUCAAGGCCCCAUGUCUGCACUGACCUGACAUCAGUCUGAGCUCAGUAUGUUCCCCACUCCCUCCUCUGGCCGCUGUUUGCCCACAGAGUCCAUCAUGUUUGAACCCAGGAGGCUGACUUGCCUAGAAAACAGCCUUCCAGAGGGUCCCAACUGCAACUGAGUUGCAACUUCAAGAAACAGUAGCCAGGAAACUUGCUGGGGAAUCAGUUUUUUCUAUUCCCUUAGUUCUCCCACCCCUCCCUGCUGGGGCGCUUUCCACCAACACUCUCAACUCCUACUUGCCCCAGAAACUCUUUACCUUUCUCCCUGUCCUCCUCCUUGGGCUUGUCUUACACUUGGGAUGCAAGAUGAGGGGGCUAGGAGGCUCUCUGUUUCAGCCCUCCCCACCUCCUGCCUUUCUGUCCACCUCCUUUCCCCAGCCUCUUGGAUCUGAAGCAGUCAAGAUACUUUUCUGAGUCUGUUCAGGCCUUCCUUUGAUUUCUGUGGGGCCAGCUAGCAGCUUUGGAAAGAGGAAAAAGGACCAUCAUGAGUCUAAGCUGCCCCAGGGCCCCGGGACAUGGGUGGAUGGGCCCACUUCCCCUUCACUCUCUUCUCCUUUUUUUUCUCCUCCCUGCUCCUUCUCUGGACCCUGGUUCACAUUUCCCUUUCUCACCUUUAUGAAAGAAUAUGCCCUCUCACUUUGCCCUCCAUUCCUCCUCUGUCUCCUCAUUUUUUCCAGGCUCUAUCCCCCCACCCCUCACCCCCACCUCAGUCCAGGGCAGGCCGAUGCUAUUGGUGCUUCUUCAUUUCGGGACCCAGUUCCAUAUUUGUCCUUGGUUGUGUCUCCUCUUCCCGAUACCUCCUUCAGUCCCUCUCUGGACCCCAGGGCCCAAGAGUCACCGCUGACUGGAUAAGGGCCAUCUGCCUCCCAUGCCACUCAAAAUGUUUCAGUCUGCCCUGGCCACAGAGCUGCCCAAGGGAGAUUGACAAAGGCAGAACCCAGCCAUUUUCCAAACCAGGGCCAGUUAGCCCAUCUUGUCGUCCCAAAGGUGGAUGUGUCCUGUGUGUUUCUCCUCAGGACUGAGUCAACCCCUCCAACCUCCUCACCUUCCUCAGCACCCUCCACAGUAACAUGUGCAUUACUGGGGAACCCAGGUGGCAGGACCUUUGACUUUGGGCCAAUCUUUUGGGUCAGAGUUUCCCUGCUUGAUAGGGGAGUGUGAGAUUUAUAUCUUCAAACGCCCCAGAAUCCUUCAGUGAAAAAUUAGUUUUGUUUUUUUUUUAGCUUUUGGGGAAUGGAUUUGAGGAGGGAAGCUGGGAGAUGGGGAUGAGGGUAUUUCUAAGUCUGAACCUCUCUCUGUCCUGAGCUGUCCCCAUGAUUACUCAAGGAAAAGGUGGGACAGCUUUGCCUACAGCUCGAGACACAGAGAACAAAGGGGUUCCUUCAUUUUUCUUCAAGCUGGCCCCUGUGAGGGUCUGUGAGCAGCUUCUACUGGAACUAUGUUUGAUUCUGUGUACAUAUUUAUAAUUUAUCUGAAAUGUGAUGGAUAAAGUGUUCUCAUUUGGGGGGGCCUAAGUUACUAAUUGGCCCUUUAGCUAGGGAAGGGGGUGGGUAGGUAUACACUCCUGCCAAGGACUCCUAGCCCAGAACUCUCCCUUAGGCCAAGAAGCCUCUUUUAUCGUCUUCAAGUGGCUGGCUUGUUCUCAGUCAGAAGAGCCUUGAUUUAGGCUAUGGCCUCUCUCUUCAUGGCCAUCCUAAAAGGAAAGGCUGCUUCACCUCAUUACCUUCAGAGGGCUGGACUGUCCUCAGAGGACUCAUGUUCCCUCCAACCAGGGCUGGCAUCACCACUUUGCCUAGUGGGGCCUGAGGUAGGAGAAGGUGUCUGGUUUCUCCAGCUGCUGGGAGGAGGCCAGCAGGCAGGGCACUUGCCUUUGCCCUAGUAAAUUCUGACCCUGCCAGGAUGCCCACCUCGGACCUUUUCUGAACACGAGUUCCCUCCACGAUCAUGGUCGUAGAUGUCCUUCUUCUGGGAUUGCAGAUCAGGGGCGGGGGGCGAAUGUUGCAUGUUGUUUUCUGGUGCUUGUCAUUAUACACAUGAAUAAACAAUGCUUUAAGCAUUUGCCAUGAAGGAGCCAA